Messenger RNA from Rotaria sordida, 843 nucleotides. Lineage: Eukaryota; Metazoa; Rotifera; Eurotatoria; Philodinida; Philodinidae. The record is from the annotation of a GenBank genome assembly.
AUGGUUUUUGAAAAUUUUUUUCAAAAACAAAAAAAAUCCGACCCUAUACCUUCAUCUUCUUCAGUAACUAAGACUGAAAACGAUAAUAAUGAUAAUCAAUAUAUAAAUUCAUUAAAAGAUUGUAAACCUACACCACUUGAAGAUUAUGGUUAUUAUUUUUUUCCGGAAAGAUUUGGUAAAGAACAUAUAUUAACAAUACCACAACGUAUUUUUCAACUUUCAAUACCAUAUGAUUCAGCUUCACGAGAUUUAACAAGAAAAAUUGAAUGUGAAAAAUAUAUUAUUAAAUCAGUUGAAUCAAAUCCAUUAAUUAAAACACUUGUACAAGCACUUGCUGAUCAUAAUUGUCCCAUUGAUUUAUCACGUCAUUUUAGUUGUGAAUAUUGUGAUGAUGCUAUGCCAACUGGAAUGUUUGAUCCGGCAACAAAUCAAAUAGUUGUUUGUAAAAAUCAAAUAUCAUAUUUUGAUAAUUGUAUUAUUACAGGACUUGUACAAGCGUUUGAUUAUUGUCGAAAUAAAUAUGAUGUGCAUAAUUUACGUCAUUUUGCAUGUAGUCAAAUACGUGCAUUAAAUUUUACUGAUUGUAGUCUUAUUAAAGGAUGCUAUGUUGAUCUUCGUGUUAAACGACGUUAUCAUGCAUGUUUAGAAAAUGAAGCAGUACGACGAUUACGCAUGAUGCGUUCAGUAGAAGAAAAAGAAGCAAAACAAAUUGUUAAAGAUGUUUUUCGACCAUGUCGUUAUGAUUUGGAACCAUUUGGUGAAGUUCCAAAACUCGUUCCAAAAAAUAAAUAUAUAUACAAUGAAUAUGAACGAUAUCGACGAUGGUCUAAAACAACCGUGUAG